AUGAGCACAUUCAGCACGCAAGGCGCCAUUGUGCUGGGCAUAAUCGUGGUCAGCUUUCCGACCGUCGCCCGCAUAUUUCUCUCGCCAUAUAUGCUUUUGCUGCUAUCCCCGCUCAUUCUGGUGUUCAUCGCUGUUGCAAGUGUCGGGUUGCACGUGUGCAUUGGACAUUGGCUGGACUCGUGGCAGAAGAAUGGGAGGACUUCCCUAAGUAGUGCCGCGAGACCUUACGCCUUCUCGACUCCCGCAGCUUGGCAGGCCGUUCUGACUCGUUCACAAUGGUCUCAAAGCGCCCCCCAAACAUUCCCCCCUCUCUACCCGGAAUCUAAGAUGAUCUCUUCAACUCUGAACGACAUUCUCAUCCUCAUAGUUCGCGAUUUCGUUCUAACUUGGUACAAAGACAUAUCAUCAUCGCCGUCAUUUCCUACCGCAGUGUCCUCUGUGCUGCACAGCUCGCUUUCGAAACUCCUCGACCGCGCUGAGAGCGUCGACCUAGCUGCUCUCUUAGUUAACCGAAUCCUACCGAAGAUAACGGCCCACAUAGAGCAAUUUCGGCAGUCUGAGAUGGCACUCCGCGGAGCCGGGUUAGAACGCCGCUUAACUCAGUCCGAGGAACUCGAUAUUCUGUUAGCUAGUCGUUAUGCCACAAAGGGUGGGGAGAAGCUACAUCCAGCAAUUGACAAUCUAUCGACCACGUUCACUAAACAAACAGAGGAGGCGCAUCUUCGUCAAAUCAUUGAUAAAGUAUUGCCCUAUAUGUUGCCAGAGACUGAAGCUAAGAGCCAAGCCCUGAAAAUUGUCGCUCGGGAGAUAGCUUCUUGCUCCGUUUUAUACCCAAUCAUGGAUAUGGUUGCCGAUCCAGAUUUCUGGAACCGUAUGAUCGACGACAUUGCGGGUGCGGCUAUACACCAGCAAAAAUUGAUUACGAAGGUUCGAAAUGUCCUGGAAGCUCAGGCACCUCAGCCGCAUAAUCGCAUGUCUACCCCGCCUGUGGCAGCGACGACGGAAACUAUUACUAUACGAACGGAUGUCAGACAAUUUGAGUCCUUCCUGAGGAGCUUAAAUAGGUGUUCAUCUUUGCUGGAUGCAAGGCGUUUGAAGAAUGAUAUUAUGGGCGAGAUCAGGAGGACGCGGAUGUUGCUUGGCAAUCACGAGAAGGAGGAUUGGAUCAAUGGCGAGAAGACUGAAGACGUGGUAGCUUUCCUCGACAGGCUGUACACUGCUAAACGUACAGUAGAAGAAAGAAUUGUCAUGCUCGGAGGAGAGGAUGAAUUGCGGAAGUCGACCACCUUGGACUCUGGCAUCAGGUCGGGGUUAACCCUUCGCGACAUUCUGGCCAACCCAAGUUUAAUUUCCUAUUUCAUGGAGUUUAUGGACCGCCGAAAUCGGUCUCUCCUCGUGCAAUUUUGGCUAACGGUAGAAUCAUUCAAGAACCCGCUCGAAUCUGUUGACUCGGGAUCUUCUGGGGACGAGGAGGAGACGAUUCAGGAUCCAUCGAAUUUUACCACCAUGAACGAGGAUAUCUCCAUGAUAAACGACCUUUACUUCUCUUCUACUACACCGCACCCAGCACUCUCUUCGAUUUCUGCUAAGUACGUGAACAGAAUCCAAGAAUUUGCCCGCUCCGAAGUCACGCCUUCCCUCUCAUCCCAAAGGAAGGUCAGGCGAAGUGUUAUGCGUGCGCAAAGCCAAGUCGAGAAAGCCAUGGAACACGAUUUCGAGGAGUUCCAGCGCUCCGAGCUCUGGUUCCGUGUGGCUGGUGACAUGGAGGUAGGAAGCAAAAAACAGUCGGCUGCUCCAUCAUUGGUAGAAGGUCCGACCUCGGUGUCCUCCCCUGCUCUCGUUGGCUCUAGCUUGCCUUUCCACUUCAGCUGGGGGAAUCACUCCACACAGUCUUUGCCUCCUCGCCCCGAGGCUGCCCCAAUGCUAAGGGCAACAUCUUCAGGAUCUCAAGUCUCUGCUGAUUUAUCUCGCCGAAUCCCUCCCCCGGACAUGGAACUGCUCAUGUCCUCUGUCCCCGAUCUUUCAGGCUCCUCCCGAGCGCCAUUGUUUGACGAUCCCGAUGCAGAAGACCAAAAGGUUGAUAAAUCACAAUCGAAUCGAAUGGACGCGAUACAAGCUGCACUCACGGAUAUCAUUGCGACGGACAAAGAAGAGACCCAGAAGUCGAGCAAAUUGACUACUCCCUCCCUAUCGGCGCGCCCCCGGCCUAGUCGUAAUGCUGCCUCGCCGAGCGAACCACAACGCACCACGAAGCCAGUGGAGACACAGAGGCCGGUAUUUGAGGACGACUACGAUGACGACAUCGACGAUGAUGGGGGUGACAGCGAAGAUAAGAUCGAAGAUGCUACCGACCCUUCCUCAUCCUUCCAUUCCGCCGGGCCUGGGGAUCUCCAGUUGUCCUACGAGAUUGGUCGGCUCGGAAGCAAAAUCGCAAGCCUACAAUCUCAGGAUGCGAUGUUGGAUAAACUGAUCAAGAAAGCGGAACUUACGGGCGAUGCACAAGAGCUGCGCCUUCUCAAGAAAUCGAAGACGGCUAUGGGCCGAGAAAUCCGGCAGUUUGAAUUUCAGAAGAAGCAAUACGAGCAGCAGGAAUCUGCGAACCGUCUCCUGUCCGACAAGACACGAGUGUCUCUUGUGAACUCUACGGUCGGGGAGGAGGAUGGUAAAUCAGUUGUCCGCUACCUGAUUGAAGUCCAGCAGUUGGGCCCAAAUGGAAGUUUUGCUUCUGGCUGGGUAGUUGCUCGUAGGUAUAACGAGUUCCUGAACACGCAUAUCAAGCUACGGGAGAAAUAUGCGCUUGUCAGAAACCUUGAUUUCCCAGGGAAGCGUCUCGUGCAUGCGCUCUCGGGGAGCUUUGUGGACAACCGAAGAGCAGCCCUAGAGAAAUAUCUUCAGAAUUUGAUUUCGAUCCCUGCAGUUUGCGAAAGCGAUGAAUUGCGCGCAUUCCUUUCCCGAGACUCGCCCUUCAUGGCCACUGAGCAUCGCUCAUCCUCGAAGAUCAGUCCUACAUUCCCCGGUACCGAUUUAGUCCGCACGGUCUAUCGCUCAGUAGCAGAAAGCAUCGACGAUAUGUUCUUUGGCCCUUCCAUGCUUGAUGUCAUGAUCCAACGUUUGACUCGCCAGGCUGCUGAGUUUGCAGGUGUUGUUGGCGCCGCUGUCAACGACGAAGAAAUUGUCGCACAGGCUCUUGAUGCAUCUGGCAGGACGGCGUCAGAGGCUGCAUUGCUCCACCUAUCCGGAGACCUGAAACCUUUGGAAGGAGAAACGAGCACGUCAUCGUUCUCUUCCCCAAUUUGUGACCUUUUGCUGGCCGUUUUUGAGCUGAAGAAGAAGAAUAACUGGCUGAGACGGCAAGCUAUCGUCAUCAUUCUACAACAAGUCCUUGGAGGUACUAUUGAACGCAAAAUCCGGGAAAUCCUCAAGGCUCAACUGGAUGAAUCGCGAUUAAUGUCUUAUUUGACACUAUUCCGCGAUCAACUCUGGCCUGGUGGCCAACUCAAGCCACCCGGCAAGCCGCGUUCGACAGAAGAGAAAUUGCGUACCAGAGAUGAAGCUAACCGUAAAUUGUCCUCGCUAAUACCUGACCUGGCCGCCAACAUGAUUGGGCGCUCUAAUGCACGAAGAGGUGCACGACGAAUCUUCGCAGUGUUGCAAAAUCGCCGACUCAACCAGCAUAUAGCAUACACUGUCGUGGACGAGGUAUGA
Molecule: messenger RNA, 3705 nt
Organism: Pleurotus ostreatus (oyster mushroom)
Lineage: Eukaryota; Fungi; Basidiomycota; Agaricomycetes; Agaricales; Pleurotaceae
Gene: MDM1
Product: Intermediate filament protein
Exons: 8
Coding region: 1-3705 (1234 amino acids)
Cellular component (GO): intracellular membrane-bounded organelle
Molecular function (GO): phosphatidylinositol binding
Source: RefSeq, a predicted model, not a curated record